GUUAUUGUAAAACAGAACAGUAAGUUAUCGUAUUACUCAGUGAAUUCCUUGUUAGUUACCAAUUGAAAUACUCACAUAGGACUCUUAUUUCUGUCUUGCUCUGUUAGGUGUAAAGAUUUCUCUCUGUGUUACUGGAAUCCCUAUUGGAUGCUGCCCUCUGAUGUUUGUGGAAUGAACUGCUUUUGGGAAGCGGCUUUUAGGUACAGUCUGAAAAUAGAGCCUCCUGAGAAAAUGCAUCUUGCUGUAGUGGCCUGUGGUGAAAGACUGGAAGAAACUCUAACCAUGCUGAAGUCAGCUAUCAUUUUCAGCAUCAAACCUCUUCAGUUCCAUAUUUUUGCUGAGGACCAACUACAUGAUAGCUUUAAAGACAGACUUGACAGUUGGUCAUUUCUACAAACAUUUAAUUACACUUUAUACCCCAUUACCUUUCCAAGUGAGAAUGCAGCGGAGUGGAAAAAACUCUUUAAACCAUGUGCUUCCCAGAGGUUAUUCUUGCCAUUAAUCCUGAAAGAAGUUGAUUCGCUACUGUAUGUCGACACUGAUAUCCUUUUUUUACGACCAGUUGAUGAUAUUUGGUCUUUACUAAAGAAAUUCAAUUCCACACAAAUUGCUGCAAUGGCCCCAGAACAUGAGGAGCCUCGAAUUGGAUGGUACAAUCGCUUUGCCAGGCAUCCAUACUAUGGGAAGACUGGAGUGAACUCUGGAGUGAUGCUGAUGAACAUGACACGGAUGAGAAGGAAGUACUUCAAGAAUGAUAUGACAACUGUACACCUAAAAUGGGGAGAUAUACUUAUGCCAUUGCUUAAAAAAUACAAAUUAAACAUCACGUGGGGUGAUCAAGAUCUACUGAAUAUUAUGUUUUUUCAUAAUCCAGAAAGCCUUUUUGUUUUUCCGUGUCAAUGGAAUUAUCGACCAGAUCAUUGUAUAUAUGGAAGCAAUUGCCAAGAAGCAGAAGAUGAAGGAAUCUUUAUUCUUCAUGGGAACAGAGGUGUUUACCAUGAUGAUAAGCAGCCGGCAUUUAGAGCUGUUUAUGAAGCACUGAGAAAUUGUUCUUUUGAAGAUAACAACAUUCGUUCCUUAUUAAAACCUUUAGAACUGGAACUACAAAAGACAGUGCAUACAUACUGUGGAAAAAUUUACAAAAUAUUCAUCAAGCAACUAAUGAAAAGCAUACGAGAUCGUUAUGACAGACCACCAAAGGAAAGGUGAUUCUUGGUGACUGCUAAGUUAAAUGGGUGCAAACAACAAAGUGGCAGAAGAUAAGUGUGAAGGAAUAGUCUUGAAUGAAGUGUUUAGGAAGGAAUUACUCAUUUCCAGAGUAAUUUUUUUCCUGAAGAAGUUAAAUGAGCAGUGUACUCAUGUAAUGAAGAAUAAGUUAAAAGUUUGGGCUCCAAUGAUAGACUUUUUUGAUCUCUGAUGUUUCAUAACAUUACUUGCUGUCAUUCCAGUGUUGAUGAAAAUAUUAUAGUGUAGCCUGCACAGUUCUGCUGGCUCCUACUCUCAAGCGAGUAAGAAUGGUAGGGGUGUAUGGAUGGAAAACGUACCUCAUACACAGGGUGGACACUCAAGCUGUGAGUAUAGCAAUAAUUUUAUGUCAGCACUAACCUCACUUUAAACAUGUGAGAAAAAAAUUGUUUACAGGGACAGAAAAGGUUCUGUUUCUCAAGAAAUGUGAUGUAACCAAUGUAACCAUUGACAAUCUAUGUACCUUUAUACAUUUCAUCUCCGAUCUACAAUAUUUUUGUGACAAUCGUGUUGAAAAUUAUUUUUAGACUAUAAUUAAGCUGCACGAAAAAUUGAGCUGUAUAAGAAAGAAGAAAAAUAGUGAAAACUCUGAGGCAUUAUUCUGUGUGUGUGUGUGUGUGUGUGUGUGUGUGUGUGUGUGUAUGUGUGUGUGGUGUGUGUGCGUGAAAGGGGGAAAUAAAGUGUUUUUGUUUUGUAUGUAUUAUUAAACUGUCUUGCCAAAACUGGGUUCUAAGGUAUUUGGGGAAGUUUUUUGUUUUGUUUUGUUUUUUAAAUCACUUUAAGUGAAAAUUUUCAGCUUUACUGGGCAUUCUGGAAGCAAAAAAUAUUAUGCUGAUAAUAAAGUGAUAACCUUAAUAGUAAUGCUAAUCUGAUGGUGGAAACUGCAAUGGGCCAAAAUAUGUAAGCUAUAUACUUCCUGGAUCAGUAAGUUUAGUUACAAUGGAGUAGAAAAAGUGGUUCAUUUAAACUUCUUCUACCUCAAAAUGGCUUUGCAAGGUAUUUUUGAAAAGCAAAUGUAUAGAGCCUUACUUAAGUAAAUUAGACAACUUGGUGGAUGAUUUGGAUUAGAAUAAUGUUACAUCUAACUACAGAAAAAAAUAAUUUUUAUUGGGUUAAUCUUGCCUUUUUGAAUAUCACACACUUUUUUUUUUUUUUUUUUUAAAUCAGGGAUUGAACCCACAGGCACUUCACAAUUGAGCUACAACCCCAGCCCUUUUUAGUUUAUUUUGAGUCAGUAUCUUGCUGAGUUGCUCAGGGGCUUGCUAAAUUGCUGAGGCUGGCUUUGACUUUGUGAUCCUCCUGCCUCAGCCUCCCAAGUUGCUUGGAUUAUAGGUUUGCACCAUCACACCUGGCCAGGACAGUUAAUUUUUUCAAAGCAAGCCUUGAAGUUGAGAAAAAUAUUACUCUUGGUGUUCUUGACUGCUGUGUAGUUAAUUGUAGAUUCUGAAUGUUAGUACAUACCAUGCUUGGGCACAUAUCGCAUUUUACCAAGCGCUAUGUGCUAUCUUCUUUUUCUCUCUUUAUAUUUUAAUGCUUAAAUAGAGAAGGGAACUCAUGAAGGAAAAAUCAUGCUGUUUGGCCUACACAGUGUCCUUUAUGUAGAUCAGGACUUUGUAGAAAGAAGUAGUCAGUACUUUGUUGUCUGCUAUCUUUGUAGUUCAGUCAGAUACAGAUUGAGAGAGGAAGGUUUAAAAAGGCAGAUUAUUAAUUGAUUCUCACCCCCCAAAAUAAAUAAAUAAAAAUAUAAAUAAAUAAAUAAAGAGAACUGGAUAAGCAGCCCAGUACUCUUAGAACAGAUGGGUUGAGAGAGCAGGAGCCCACUUCCUUGGCAGAGUGCCUUGGUGGAAUACCUGAACUGUGUUGAAAUUGAGCUCUCUGAGAAAAUGAGAAUCCUAAAAUUGCCAUUUUUGGCUGAUGUAUAUAAGACCCUUUCUAAGUGUCUACAAAUGAGACCAUUGCUUAGCUAUAUAAGACUCUUUGGGCAGCUUGUUAAAACUAGAUAUCCUGAGCUUCACCCUUUAGAGACUGAUAUACUCUCUAGGAUGAUGUCUGUUAAAAAAAAAUAUUAUAGAAGAGAUUUAAAAAUUACAAAAAAGUAGGGAGCACAUAGUUCAAUGGUACUCACCAUUCCAAUCUAAUACUGGGCAAUAUUUGAAUUGUUUAAUUUAUUUCUUUUUUCCCCCACUCUGCUGAAGUAUCUUAAAAUCUCAGACAUCGCUGUAAAUGCUUUGGCAACUCCAGAGUCUUGUACCUAAUAAAAGUAGCAGCAGUCCUCUGGCCUCAUCUGAUAUCCAGUCCUUAAGCAGAUUUCCCUGAUGUCUCCAGUAUGGCAUUGUUUAGUUGGUUUGUUAGAAUCAGGGUACAAAGACAAGUUACAUGAUUAUUCUGUUUUUAACAGGCACCUCAGGUGAUUUUGAUGUUGACUAGUCUGGGAACCACUGGAAAUUAUUUGCCAGCCUUAAGGUUGAAGUUAGAGUGCCACAAUUCCUGGCCUAGUAGGUCAAUUAUAAUUGUGAUUUUGAAAUAAGAAAAAACUAUUGGGUUAUUGACAAGAUAUGAGUCUAUUAAGAUUUGAUUUUUCUCAUUGAAUGGAUUCUCUCAGUCCUAUGGGCUCCAGUGUGAGGAUGGUUCUGUGUAGAGUGUGGUCAUGGUUUAAUCCAACUGGAUUGUGUGCUGUGGUCUCCUUUGUAUUGUGGCUUAUUUAUACUGUCCUGUGGCCUACAUUGUGGACCAGCUGGAAGGUUCUUCCUCUGGUCUAUUCAGACCUGAUCUAAUUGAGGAUUUUACCAUAAAUUGGGUUAUGGUGAAAACUGUCUUUUUUUUUUUUUUAAACCUAAAGUCAAUGGUAUCACAGAAUGUCUAUAACAGUUUUGAAGUGAAUUUUCUAAAUUCUAUCUUGAAGGUAAUUUUUUUUCCUUGAGAAUUCUUAAGAAAUGAAGUGCUCAGAUCUAAUAAGGUUAAAUUACAGAUGGAUAACUUGGAGAACAUAAUAUUUUUUCAGUAUAAGAAGUCUUUCAGAAAACAUAGUAUAUCUAUGCAGUUGAUAUAAAUUAUACUAUAUAUUCUUUGAGGCUGUGUGUUAAAAAACACACAGUUUUGACCUCAGAUUUAUCUCUGGGCUACAGUAUCACCAAAGUGGAAAGAUUAAAAUGUAGUCGAACUUCAUUUGUAUAAAAUAGUCAUCUUAAAUGAACUUGGGAAACCUUUAGAAAUAUACUUUGUGAUUUAUAUUUUAAGAAAAUUAUUUUUUCCUCAUGAAAAAGAGUCCAUCAUGCAUACAGUAACCAAGUGAUUUGGGGACAUUUUGAGCCUGCAGUGUUAUUACUGCCUACGCAUUGCUGCAUUGCUUUCAAUCAGAUGGCAGUGGUAGAGUGACAGGAAGACCAGGCUGAGAAAAAGAUCUGGAUUCUCUUCAUGGUCAGAGGCCUCAGGUAUGCUGUUUAGACUUCACUAUGCCUUAGGUUUUUAGGUGGAGCCAGUAUAGUGUGCCCUUCGAACCUCACAAGAGAAGGUGAGACUUCGAAGAAAGAAUGAAUUUGAACACAUCCUGCCUGGUCUGUUACACCACACCAGUGUUAGCUCUAGGUUCUGUUUGGCCCUGGUGGUCCUAUCCUCAGGCUGAAUGUUUUCUGGCAUAUGUCUCCAAUAAGAAUUAUGUAAGGAAGAGUUUUUCAGGAAGAGAAAGUAGAGAAGAAAGAUGAUGAGUAAUCAGAAAAGAAGGAAAAGAGAGGAAGUGAGAAAGGGAGAGGAAAGAGAAGGGAAUGAGAGAAUGACAAAAGGCAGAGUAAAGGAAGGAUGGAAUGAAAUGGGAAAAUUGAGAAGUAGAGAUGGAGAGGAAUGGUGUGGAAGCCUUUUCUGUUGGAGUUGUGCCCCCACCCCCACCCCCACCCCAGGUCACUGUCUGCCUUAGUCCUGCAGGUCAGGAAAGAUGCUGGUUACCUGGCAGGAGGCUCAGGGCCUCGGUUUGUUGACCCUGCAGAUAGAUGCUCACUGAUUUUUCAGUACUAAUGAUUCAACAUUUUAUCUUUUUUUUUACUGGAUCCCAUUGUAUGAUCUGGGACCUAUGGAAGCAAUAUCUUCCAUUUUAACUUUGCCCUUUGGAUUUUGUAAUACUAAAUUUGGAUUAUGUAAGACUAACCACAUUCACCAGGGGAGGCUGGGGUGGAGGGACUGCUUUAUCAGGUCUGGAGGGCAGGAAUCUACCAUAGUAGUUUUCCCAGAUGAUACUGAUAGGAGCUGAGUUUGGGAAUCAUUGCCUCAUCUUGAAUGGUAGCUUCAACAGCAGAUCACAUUGUUUUAUUCCUCAGUAGAGAGGUUUUCAAUUGAACUAUUAUGGCUGCAUUCAAGAGAACAGGAGAUAGUAGAAACACUAAUUAAAGAGGAAAACCUUAAGAGGAUUUUGUUGUUGUUGUUGGUACCGGGGAUUGAACCUAGGUCCUUAUGCCUGCUAGGCAAGCACUGUAACACUGAGCUGCAUCCUUAGUCUUUGCUGUCUUCUUUUUUAGACACUUAUAAUUUAAGUAAUAAAUACCAUAGUUAUAAUGUUUCUAGAAAGACCACUGAUCUGUUUUUAUAAAGUAACAUUUUUGAUUCCUUAGAGUAAAUAGGAAAUAAAAGUAGGGGUGCAAUAUGUCAGGUAUGGGGCCAGUUAUCCAUUUAUGAAAUGCAAUUUCAAGUAUCUUGAUGUAAUCAUCGCCUUAUUGCAUUUUGAUAUUUAAUAAGAGUAGAUUAAUGAUUUGUACUAUAAUAGUUAUCCUUUUAUACAUUGCCAAAGCAACCCUUUUUUGCUUAUUAAAGUAUGGCUAAACUAUUCUGAUGUUUGUUGUUUCUUAAUUCAUUGAACAUAAAGCUAGAUUUUUAAAAACUAAGUUAUAUAAACUUAAGACAAGUCUAAAAGGUGGCAUAAGAAUCUGAAAGAAAAAGCUAUGAGUGAAUAGGAUGUUAUUCAAAAUCUAGCAAUUACAGGAUUAUGAAAAAUAAUAGGAUAGCAUAAAGAAUAGCAUAUUAGCCUGGGCAGUUUAAAAUCUGUAAUCAAUUUGAUCUGCAAAUCAGUGUCUGACUUUGAAAAAUUUGUUUUAUCACCUCAUCUCUAAUAGUUCCAAAUGUCUAGGGGAAUAUUUCUUUAGAAUUUUCUAUAAACUUAGUUUUCAAACAAAAGAGAGCUUUUGCAAAGAUUUUCUCUUAUCUCUCUAAUACUGUGAACACUAGUUGGAAGGUCUGUGCUCAGACAUCUUAAUAUCAAACUUAAGAACUGAUGUGCAACCUUUGAUUAGGUUUAGUUUUAUGUACAAUUAGAAUAUGUGAGCAUAUACACCCAUAUAAUACAUCAUAGCAACCCCUUUUAAAAACUGGUGAAAAGAAUGCAACAGUGAAUAUUCUGUUAAAAAGUAAAUUGAUUUUGACUAUGAUGGACCGUAGCUAUUUUCAAUAGUCAUAUAAAAUCUCUUCAGGGAAUAUUGGAAUGUUAUUUUUGUUGUGCAAAAAUAAUCCAGGGCUUGUAGUAUUUUUGAAGAAUAUGCCAUCCACUCAAAAUUUAUCAGAACUGACAUGUGUCCACAUGCAUUGUCACCAGUAUUUGGGAGUUGGACCAGUGGUUUUUUGAGGGUGCUGUAACAGAUUUGAGAAGGAGACAGAAACUGCACCAGUUCCUGAAAUAAAAAACUGAAAAAGGUUGAAGAUAUCUUAAUAUUUUGAGUAACAGUUCUAAAGCGGCAGGAAGGCAUCAUGGUAUACUGCAGUAUGUAGAGAUUAUUGCUCUGUAACUGCUUUUUACCUUAACCUACUUUGUUUUGAGAGAAAUGUGAAUAUCUUCCUCCAAGUAUUUUGUGUAUUUUGGGAGUUAUUAAAGGAGAGUAUAGAAUUAUACAUUUGGUUCUAACUUGAGAAUAAUCAAAAGUUGUUUUAUUCGGUUUUGAAGGAAUUCGGCUGUGUUGCUGUUACUAAAUAAACAUGUACUCAAUAAAAUGUUUAAUUUUUUUGAA
Messenger RNA from Ictidomys tridecemlineatus (thirteen-lined ground squirrel), 7226 nucleotides. The record is from RefSeq and is a predicted model, not a curated record. NCBI's taxonomy places the organism in Eukaryota, Metazoa, Chordata, Mammalia, Rodentia, Sciuridae.